AUGUACAGAGGCCCCGGCACCGUCCUGGAAAAUUUCAGCGUUGAAAACUGCACGGGCACUGCAGUGCGGAUCCGCGGCCCAGCAGCGGCAGAUGCCCCAUCUGCCCCCCCGCCCCAAUUUCAAACAACCAUCAGAUCGGUGGAGUUCUUCAACAACACGGACACCUCUGCAACCGCCGAGUUCGACCAGGCCAGGGCGGGGGCCUUGAGCAUACUGGGAUCUGGGUCCGUCGUGGUCCAGAACUGCACGUUCAUCGGGAACGGCGAUCAGGACUCAUCGGCCGGGGCCAUCUCAUCUCUGGGAUCCAGCCUCAGCGUGGCCAACAGCGCUUUCCUCAACAACACUGCGAGGGUGAGCGCCGGCGCCGUGGGCGCGGACAGCUCGGAGCCGGACGCGGACGUGGUCCUGAACAUAACGAACUGCCGGUUCACUGGCAACCGGGUCAUGCAAGGCCUGGAGCAGACGGGGGAGUUGACGGCUCCCAAUGGGGCUCCGCUGGAAGCUUCUCAGCUCGUGAUGUUUCCCUUCACGGCGGUGUCUGCCGCCGGGGUGUCGGCGCAGAACCUGUUGAGCGUUUUCGUCUCCGGGACGACAUUCGAUUCCAAUUUCGCUGUUCCGGUCGGCGGCGCAAUGACGCUGUUGCAGAUUGGAAACGUCGCCUUGGCGAACAACACGUUUCUCAACAAUGAGGCGAGCGAACGGGAGGGCGGUGACCUGGCGGCGGCGCAGGGCGGAGCCGUCUACGUGGCGUCGACGGCGGAUGCGGCAAACUACAGCAUCGUCAACAACACGUUCCAAAACAACACGGCGGGGUACGGGGGUGCCUUGCACGUGGUGUCCAGCGCCAGCGCCACGGUGGACAUCAACAGCAACUCUUUCGUGGGGAACACAGCCUGGCUGGGCGGAGGGGCCGUCGUGCUCCGGAAUGCGCUGAACGUCAACCUUCAGAAUGUGAACGCGACCGGUAACAGAGCCCAGACCGGGGGAGCGAUUUUAGUGGUGAACGGGGCUGGAGUGGGGGCCACAGGCAACACGUCGCCGGAGGGCAGCAGCGAGUACCGAGGGAACGUGGCUAUCGACGGCGGCGCAAUUUACAUGCAGGGCUCAGCCGACGUGGUGCUCAAGGCCGCACGGUUCGUUGGCAACCACGCGCUGCGCGACGGCGGCGCCGUCGCCGCCCAGGACUCCGUCGGCACCGGACAGACCACUCUGCAGGAUGCCUCCUUCUCGGGCAACACGGCGCACAGAGGAGGGGCCUUAUUCAUCGACAGCCUCAGCAGCUUCCGCAUGCAGGCGACCGCCGGCCGGAAGCUGGAGUUCGAGAACAACGCGGCCCUGGCGGGAGGCGCGGUGUACGUCCGGAUGCAGAAUCCCGUGGGGAAUGCCUUCGAGUUCGACAUCCUGGAUGCGUCGUUUCGAGGCAACAAGGCGGUCACGUCGCCCAACGACACGCAGUUCGGCGAUUUGGACGUUCCGAACAGGGGGGGUGGGGAGCUGGAUCUGUUCGGCGCGGUGAACGAGGUAGUCGGCGGCCGGGGGGGCAGCCUGCUGAUCGACCCCAGGUCGGAAGAGCCGUGCGUGCCGGGAGGCGGGGGCGCCAUCUGCCUGGCGCUCGCGCGCGCGCCCAGGAAGGGCACGCUCGCUGUCCAGAUCGAUUCCUGCGCCUUCGAAAACAACAGCGCGGCCACGGGAGGUGGCAUACUUGCCGCUACCGACAGUUUGCCGUUGUGGCUGGCGCCCGGGGAAUGCAGGGCGGCCUCUUCCGCUUCCUUACCCCUUGGCAGGUGCCACGAGAUGGUGAUGAGCAAUUUGAAUUUCACCAGCAACAUGGCCACCGCGGCGGGCGGCGCCCUGUUUGCCACGCACGCGGAGGACAUUUGGAUAUCAGAGGGCUUCUUUAGCCAACCGCUGCAGCUGACCAACGUAACGGCUGACGGCGCCAGUUUUGCCUCUACCGGCCUGACCAUGAUCGGGAACGGCGUGGGGCAGGAUGGCUUUGGACCCAACGUCGCCUCCUCGGUCACGCUGCUCAAUCGAACGUCGGAAUUGACUGAGAAUGGAUUCUUCGAGGAGGAUCACAAGGGAAGCGACCUUUUGCCCAAGAUCACAUUUGACGUGUGCGACGCCUUCAAUCAGAGAAUUCGGGCCGGCAUCACUGACUCGGAGCUGAAGGUGACCGCAUCAGGUUCGGACGCCACCGGCAAGGACUUUGUGUCCGGCCAGAGGACUGCAGACGCCGUCGGCGGCCUGGUCCUGUUCGACGGCAUCCGCGUCAGCUCCAAGCCUGGCAGCUUCAACCUCACCUUCGAGGCGGCGGGCCUGAGGGCCCAGCUGGAGCCCGCCGUGGGGCGGCUGUCGGUGCGGGAUUGCAGGCCCGGGGAGUUCAACUUCACGGAGCAAAGCUUCUGCGCCGAGUGCAACCGGGGCGUCUUCAGCCUGCUGCCCACCGUGCAAUGCAGGAAGUGCGACGAUCGGGCCCAUUGUCCCGGCGGUGCGGCGCUGGUGCCGCUGCCCGGCUUCUGGCAUUCGAGCCCAUUUUCCCUGCGGCUGCACAAAUGCAUCCUGGAAGAGGCCUGCAGCUUCGAGGCCGAGGUGAGCGACACGAACAAGACCGUGGUGCCGAGGGACGACAUUCUGGCCAGCUUCUUCAAUAACCUUACCGUGGGUGAAGUAAUAAAUGCGAGGGACACUGGGCGGCAGUUCUCGAACGAGGAGUACCAGCAGUGCCGAGAGGGCUAUCAGGGCGUGCUGUGCGGCUCCUGCGCGCCUGGAUUCGGUCACCUCCCCGGCGGGGAGUGCACCGUCUGCGACAAAACCCGCGGCGAGAUCGUCUUCAUCGUCUUCCUGGUGGCCCUCUGGACCUUCCUGCUGCUGGCAAUAGCGAUCCGAAGCGCCCUAUCAAGCAUCAGGAACUUGGAGGAGAUGACCGUCUGGCAGCAGGGCAUCGGCUGCUCUCAGCGGCGGGGCCAAAACCCUCCAGCCACAUCUUCAGGGUGCCUGCGUGCGCCGCGCAGCGCGCCCUCCAACCUGCACGGCUCCGCGCAGACGCCAGGCAGCGCCGACGCAGGAUGGGACGCGGAGAGCCCUGGGAAGGACGGCGGGCCAGGCGGGCAGUCGGCUCAGGGACGCAAGAGCUUGCGCUCUCGAUCCAUGCCGGUCAGAUCCACCUCUCGACGCGAGGGCGGUGACAAGCGGGAGCUGCCGCCGCCCCAGUCUCCGCAUCGGCGCGGGUGGUCGCGGGCGGCAACGAAGCCCCUUCCGUCCAUAGACCACAUCAUCGCCGCGGAGAAGACGUCAGAGACUCUGAAGAUUUUGAUCAAUUUUCUUCAGGUCACAGGGGUCGCUGUGGCAAUCAAUUUGACGUGGACAGGCACAGCCAAGAACUUGCUGGGAUUGUGGGAUACCCUCGCCGGCGUCUCCAACGGCUCUUCGCAGGUCCCGCUGGACUGCGCCCUCCAGGGCGGCUCCGACACCAGUGAUAACUCCGGCAUCCGCGCCUCCGUCAUCCGGGUCUGCUUCCCUCUAAUCCUUUUCGCGACGGCCUCUGGCUGCUUCGGCCUGUUCUUCUUGCUGCGGCUGCGCCACGCCUACCCGGACAACCCCGUGGGCUACAUUCGAAGCCGGGUGAAGAUAUGCCUCCUGGCGGUCGUUUUUUUCUCCUACCAGAGUCUGACGGAGGAGUUCAUGAGGACUUUGAAUUGCGUGGAGCUGGACAACGAGAGGUCAAAUGUGGGCAUACCGGAGGAAUACGUGGGUUUUGCGACGGCCAGGGACUCGUACUGGGCGGAGGACACGGCCAAGGUGUGCUACGAGGGGAUGCACGCGGUGCUGGCGUUCGUGAUAGGCAUCCCCGGCCUGGUGGUGUUCUCUUUGGGCGUGCCGGCCUUCCUGCUCGGGUUCCUGCUCAUGAACAACCAUCGCGGGCGGCUGCUGGACAGGGACUUCCUGAACACCUACGGCUUCGUGUACCAGAACUACGACGAGGACCACAGGUACUGGGAGGUGGUCAUCCUGCUGAGGAAGGGGCUCAUUGGCGCCAUAGUGGUGUUCGGCCACGAGGCGGGGGCCAACCUGCAGGGGGUGAUGGGCCUGGGCAUCAUCCUUUUGGCGCUGGUGGCGCAGACUGUGGGCCGCCCCUACAAGCACAAGACGCACAACCUGCUGGAAGGGGCGUCCUUGCUGGUGACGAUUCUGACGUUCUAUUCGGGGAUCGUCUUCAACGACAGCAACACGUCGCAGGGGGCGGAGGUCCUCCUGACCACCAUAGUCUUGCUGGCCAACAUAGGGCUGGUGCUGUCUUUCAUGGGGGCCAUCGCCGUUUACGUGGACAGGUACGUGACGGCCAAGCUGAAAAUGGAGGAGGUGCGGGCCAUACCCUCCAACUUUCCAGUCCGGGUGCUGACGCUGGCGAAGGUAGUGGUGGACAACCUGCGGCGGGGGAGCGGGUCGCAGGAGAUGGCCGAGGAGGGCCUUGAGGCCUGGCAAGACGAGGGGAAUGGGCGCGGCAAGGAGGUGCCCAGCAACGGGGCCCACGCACUAGGGUCGGAACUGGCUUAG
Ostreobium quekettii is the source of this 4557-nucleotide messenger RNA. Lineage: Eukaryota; Viridiplantae; Chlorophyta; Ulvophyceae; Bryopsidales; Ostreobiaceae. The record is from the annotation of a GenBank genome assembly.